Aegilops tauschii subsp. strangulata is the source of this 1644-nucleotide messenger RNA. Its product is annotated as cytochrome P450 87A3-like. Gene Ontology annotation, biological process: brassinosteroid homeostasis; multicellular organism development; brassinosteroid biosynthetic process. NCBI's taxonomy places the organism in Eukaryota, Viridiplantae, Streptophyta, Magnoliopsida, Poales, Poaceae. The record is from RefSeq and is a predicted model, not a curated record. Gene Ontology annotation, molecular function: heme binding; monooxygenase activity; oxidoreductase activity, acting on paired donors, with incorporation or reduction of molecular oxygen.
CGCUAUAUAAAGCGAGGCGAUCUCCCAACAUAGCUCCCCGUACUUGUUGCAGCCAUAUCUUGCGCUAGCUUCUCUUCUCGCUUCCCUCCGCGUGCACCGCCAUUGCCCUGUCCCUUGACCUGAUCUAAUAGGAUUGAUCGAUACAGUAGCCCUAGCUGACAGUCUUCUAGUUACACCUUGGAGUCCAUGGAAGCACUAUGGGUUGUUGCCUUGGUCAUGGCCGUGGCAUUCAUCCUGUGGGCGUACAGAUGGAGCCACCCCAAGGCGAACGGCCGGCUGCCCCCGGGCUCCCUCGGCCUCCCUCUCCUCGGCGAGACCAUGCAGUUCUUCGCCCCUAAUCCUACAUGCGACGUCUCCCCCUUUGUCAAGGACAGGGUGAACAGAGCUUGCUCUGACAUUGAUUGGGUGUGUGCGCAUAGGUACGGUACCAUCUUCAAGACCAGCGUCGUCGGCCGGGCUAUGGUGGUGUCGGCAGACCCGGACCUUAACCACUACGUGUUCCAGCAGGAGGGCAAGCUGUUCGAGAGCUGGUACCCGGCCACCUUCACCGAGAUUUUUGGCCGGGACAACGUCGGCUCCCUGCACGGGUUCAUGUACAAGUACCUCAAGACCCUCGUGCUCCGCCUGUACGGCCAGGAGAACCUCCGGGCUGUGCUCCUCGCCGACACGGACACUGCCUGCCGCGCCACCCUCGCCUCCUGGGCUGACCAGCCGAGCGUCGAGCUCAAGGACGGCCUCUCCACCAUGAUCUUCGACAUAACCGCGAAGAAGCUGAUCGGUUACGAGCCAACCAAGUCGUCCGAGAGCCUGAGGAAGAACUUUGUGGCCUUCAUCCGGGGGCUUAUCUCCUUCCCGGUGAACAUCCCCGGCACAGCGUAUCAUGAGUGCAUGAAGGGGAGAAGGAACGCCAUGACCGUGCUCAAGAGGAUGAUGAGGGAGAGGAUGGCGGACGAGGGGAGGCAGCCUGAGGACUUCCUCGACGUGAUGAUCGAGGAGCUAAGGAGGGAGAAGCCCGUCCUCACCGAGACGGUGGCGCUGGACCUCAUGUUUGUCCUCCUCUUCGCGAGCUUCGAGACUACUGCCUUGUCCCUCACGCUAGGCAUCAGGCUCAUUACCGAGAACCCGAAGGUGCUCGAAGCGUUAACGGAGGAGCAUGAGGCGAUUGUUAGGGACAGGAAGGACCCGGAUGCCGGCCUCACGUGGGCAGAGUACAAGUCCAUGACCUUCACCUCUCAGGUCACGUUGGAGAUAGCAAGGAUAGCCAACAUCGUGCCCGGGAUUUUUCGGAAGGCCUUGCAAGACAUUGAAUUCAAAGGCUACACUAUUCCAGCAGGGUGGGCAGUCAUGGUGUGCCCUCCAGCAGUGCACUUAAAUCCCGAAAUCUAUGAAGACCCGUUGGCGUUUAAUCCAUGGAGGUGGCAGGAUAAGAUGGAAAUCACCGGUGGAACAAAGCAUUUCAUGGCGUUCGGCGGGGGUCUCCGGUUCUGCGUCGGAACUGACCUCAGCAAGGUCCUGAUGGCGACCUUCAUCCACUGCCUGGUGACAAAAUACAGAUGGAAGACGGUAAAAGGAGGUAACAUAAUGCGUACCCCAGGACUGAGCUUCCCAGAUGGCUUUCACAUUCAGCUCUUCCCUAAGAACUGA